UUAGAGGUCAAUGGCUGCCAUGGCAACUUCGAAGAAAUCAACUUAAAUGCUAUAAACUGGCUUUUGAGCUAAUAGAAGAAGUGUAGAGCUGCUGUAAAUGACUACUGUUGAUUCUUUUCCUAUAGAACAUCCUCUGCCUCGGCAGAAUGCCAGGGAUCGUGUUAAGUCUCAAGUGGUUCGUGCUGCCACUGAGCGUGGUAUUCUAUUGGUGAGGACUGAUGACCUUCCAUCAGAGGGUCUCCUGUCAGACAGACAGAAGCAAUGGGUGAACUCGCCGUCAUAUGACGCUCACACUCAAAACCCAAUCCUAUACAAGCAUGAGGUGGAGCGUUCCAGAUCCCCUAAACUGAAGAGGGAGCGAGAUGAGGCUAAACACGAGGUCCAGAGUCUCCCUGAGGUUGUAAUCGGAGCACCCUCCUCCAGUGAGGAUAGCGGUGUGGUGACCAGACUAAGAGAGACGAGGAAAGAGAGACACGAGUCUACUAUUCAAGACAUGAAGGACGAGCUGGCUCUCAUUAGCUCUGAAUUUGAGGUUCAGAUCCAAACUGGUAUCAAGCAUUUCAAGUCCCUAAUGACUGAGAAUGAUUAUGUAAACUCAAGCCUUUUUCAUCGUGUCUCAGCGAAAGGGGAUCUUGGCUCUAAGACCCUGGCUGACUUGCAUGCUCUGUGGGAGGAGCUCUCCAGCCAAACUCAACUCAGACAAGGGCUCAUCCAAACCCUCGACACCAGACUAUCGGUUUUAGAAUCACAGAGAGCUGACACUGUGACUAAUAUCCUGCGAGACUAUACCCAUCAACUUGUCGUCAUUGCCUACCUCCUCCCGUGUGAUGUGGAGCGUCAGGUUGAAGAAGAGGCUCACCUCAUCAACACUACACUGUUGGACAACAUGAAGAUCUACUCCCAGCUGUGUAUGCAUCUCUCCACUGGUGAGCUGAGUCGUGAGAGGGAGCAUCGUGAUCGCUGGGAGGGGUUAUUGGAAGAGUGGAGGGAGCUAGUCUGUCAGGCCACACUCAACCAGUUCCAGGCCUUCCUCUCCAGUGAGCCAGUCUCAGACCCUCCAGGCCUGCAUAGGGUUAGGGAGAGUCUGGUCGCAGAGCAGAAGAGCAUACAGAGACGUAGGGAGGGAAUACUAGAACAAGUGGCCACUCUAGUGCCCCCCAAAGCCACCAGGACUAUGGUGUACGAGGUCAAGGCCUCUGCAGACAAACUGCAUCAGCAGUUAGAGGGUGUACACACUAGUUUCCUGCUGGGCUAUCAGAGUUGUCUAGAGUCACUGAGCAGAGAGUGUGAGGCUGAGAUGGAGAGGUGUAGGGUCUAUCUUGUCAGUUCAGAGGCAGUGGAUGAAGCUUCAGUACACAAGUUGCUCAACCGUCUGUUUGUUCCUCUACUGGAGAAGAUGGCCAGUGGUAUGCGAGACGAGCUCCAGGAGGUGGAGAGGGGCCUGGAUGCAACCCUGUUCAAUCAGAAGGCCCAGUUUGAGUCACUCUUCAGCUACUCCCUGGGAGCAGCCCAACUCUGGGACCAGCACUCAAACACAUUGGCAACAUCACUGAGGGCAUUUCAGGAGAGGCUGGAACAGUGCCGCUCAAAUCACGAUCGUGAGAACCAGAACUUGGAGGCGAACCUUGACCUCUUACUGGAUAGACUCAGACAGGGGCCAACACAAGAGGCCUUACAGGAAUUCCUACAAGAAGCUCUGAGAAUGCUAGACACCAUCAAGCAAGGGUAUGAGCAAUUCCACACGGUGAUACUGGAGGAGGUGCAUGGUGGACCUGAGAUGGUUCAGAAGGAGCUGGACUGGUAUGACACUGCUCUCUGUCAGUACCUCAAAGUAUCAAGAACUCCACUCAAGGGAUCCAAGAGCAAGAUCAACUUGUCCAGGGCACCUUCAGAGAGUUCUCGUACUGACAUUCGUCGUGUGGACAGUCGUGCCUCUAAGAUAAAGAAGUCCAAACCACAACGCUCCAAGACCACUGCCAGUGGAAUAGGGCAAUCCAAGUCAACGCUGGCUCAGUCAAACUCAGGCAAUAGUGUCGUGGAGGAGGUGAUCACUACCAGUGGAGGUGUGUCAUUCUACACCCUGCGCUCCAACGCCAUCAGUAAAGAGGACAGCACCUUCCUCACACAGGACGAAGAGAGUGAGAGUUCUCCUGUGAGCUUUGCUACCGAGACUAUAGUACUAACUCAGGAGGUGUUCAGCAAGGCUCAGGACAGGAUGGUGAAUGGCUUAUUGGAGCAGCUGGAACAAUGGAGGGCCACAAAUACGGACAUGGCUCAGACCACCCUCUCUGGAAAGGAGGAAGAGUGUCACACUGAGUUGGAUCUUCGACUCCACCUCCACGAGCCACGCCCCUCUAGAGUAGAGAGGGACAUACACAAUGUACGAUUAGCAGAGCUAGUGGCACACCGAGACCGAAUCACCAGGCACUCGACUAGUCUCACCACUAGUGUGGCCCUACAGCGUGGUGCGGGGGAGAGACUAAGAGACGCUCUACUGGAGACUAAGGAGACGUUUGGGCCAAUAGUCGAUGGUCUGGUGACAGAGCUGGAGGCUUGCAGGACUACAACAGAGCUGCUAAAGGUCCAGGACAGAGCUAAAGAGUGUCUACAGGAGCACCUCCGUGAGGUGACUAGCAUCAGCUCAGAGGCCACCAGAGUCUCCCACAAUCUGGUGGAUCUACUGGACGAGUCUAACACAACGUACAGAGCAUCCAUCAAGUUGUUCUCUGAAGGAGGCAACUACUGCCCGGAGGAGGUAGAACUCUUCGCAAAGAAGCUGGAUAAGUUGUCUGGUAAGAUUACUUCCACUCGAUCACACAUUGCUACGGAGAUGACAAGUGUCACUACGGCACAGGAGGGGGCCAGUCACAAACUAUUGGAACCAUUCAACAAUGCGUUCAAGGUUCAUCGCGCUGAUCUCUCGCUUCUGGAGACGGUCUCUCGCACUUUGACCUCUGCUCAGGUGAGGAUAAAGAGUGAAGUGGCUGCUAGCAACAGUCAGUCCAAGACCAUCUCAGACCACAUCUCAAAGCUUAGGGCACUUGUGGAUAAAAAGAGCACACCUUCCUCUGAGCUCCUCUCUCAUCUUCCACCACUGUUUGAGCUACUCACUGCACGAGUGGAUUACCUCUUUUGCAGAGCUACCACUCUCCAGGGGUCAAGGGUCGGAGGUUCCUCUGGGAUCGUAACUAGUACUUCCAGUGUGAGACCAAUUGGAUCCAUGAAUGUCACUAAGAGCAUCAUGGAGCAUAUCACAAGCACCAAGCACCAAGAGUCAACUGACCGCAAACUAUCAGCCAUCACAUCCGCCCCCAUUAAGACCAGUGAUGUGUUACCACCGUUAACACCUCAUAGUGAUGAGAGCAAGAAAUCUGGCAGGCAGAGUCGUAAGAAGAUGGCUAUACUGGAACGCAAGACUGUUAACUUUGGAAUAGGUGGCGGAGGAGAUGAAUCAAAGUUGUUCCUGCCCAGGAUCAGGGCUGUACUGAGAGCCACUCAUUCUGAGCUCUACAAACUAACAGAGGCAUACUACAAGAGCAAGGGUAGUCGAUCGUCCACUCGUCCUAAGGAUAUUCACGAGGCUCUCGAGGACUACAUGGACACACUCAUAGCCAAGACACAGAGCUACAGGAGUCAGGCUGAGGAGUACAGGAAUAACUGCAUACAAGAGUUUCGAGAUCAGCUGUUGUCUCUGAUGUCAGUUUUAGAGGGAGUGCCCGGGUGUGUGUUUACAGACAUCCUCCGACAAUGGAGGGAGUCUGAGAGAAAAGAGUGUGAGACAAGACUGAAGGAGCACACAGCGCUUAAGGAAACAAGCAUCCAGAAAAGAACCACCCACCAGAAGUUGCUUCGGCCCGGUCUAGGCCACCCGAGUCAGUCGGAUACCCUCAACACUCUUUGCUCUGAUGAGGAGGCUCGUUACACUGAGCUACUCGAGAGGAUUGCGUCUAAUGCUGAGGCUAUGAGGGAGGGGGCACUGACUUGUGUGACAGGGUUCGUGAAUGAGCUCUCAGAAAUGACCAAGAAACUACUAGCACUCUUUGAUACUGUGACUAGUGACAGUGACAUUAUACCAGGAGAGUCCCGUGAGAAGCGCUCAGUGGAAGAGUUGCUUCGAAGACAUGUCCACGGCACUGCCACUGCUGCUACCAGCUCCUCUGCUCAGUUGUCCCGCCCACCAGUCACUAGUGGGAGGAAGAUAGUCUGGUCAGCUCUGCCCAAAUCUGAGUUUAUCGUUACGAGAAAAAAGAGCGAGCUAGUCAGUAAGAAAGCCACCAAGGCUCACGAAGCUGUCAUUAGGGAGAGAGAUGCAGUCUUCAAUGAGUUCUGCCGAGUGACUGAUGAUCUGUUGGAGGAGUUCAGAAUGAGAGAGGUCAAGGAAAGGUCACUGGAGGACAAGUGGUUUGAGAACUGGACUCAGUCAGUGCACAAAGUCAAACAACUCUAUUCCUCCUAGACUAGAAUUUUUAUCCUGCUUGUCAUGCAAAGUCACUCCCUGUUGAUUUUAGUACGUAUGCUAUGUGCUAUGGUUUAAGAAGGACAAUAAUAAUCCGUACUAUUGUAACGAUUUACAGUGGUAAA
Molecule: messenger RNA, 4581 nt
Organism: Halichondria panicea
Lineage: Eukaryota; Metazoa; Porifera; Demospongiae; Suberitida; Halichondriidae
Product: coiled-coil domain-containing protein 180-like
Exons: 34
Coding region: 98-4456 (1452 amino acids)
Source: RefSeq, a predicted model, not a curated record